AGUUGGUUUGUUUAUAUCCACGCAUGCAAAGUGCUUCUUAUCUUGCUUGCAUCUUCUCUAACGUUACACUUUACAGUUUCUCAAGUACGCUAACACAAAAUUAUCCUCUGACAACUAAAUCUCUCUAUCUCUCUCUCGAUCAAUCUUCUUCUAUGGCUUCCCUUUUAUUCUUAACCAUAGUGCUUGUCUCCAUCUCUUGUUUCACACGUGCCGACCUCCCGGGCACGUGGGAGCUGCUUUUAGAAAACGCAGGUAUAGCCUCCAUGCACACGGCCGUGACACGGUUCAACACUGUGGUACUCCUGGACCGGACCAACAUCGGUCCAUCUCGCAAAAUGCUGCGAAAAGGCCACUGUCGUGUCGACCCGAAUAACCCGAAUAAACAUGACUGUUAUGCUCAUUCGGUGUUAUUCGAUCUUGUAACCCGCUCAACCCGACCCCUGAUGAUCCUGACUGACACUUGGUGCAGCUCGGGUCAGUUUCUGCCUGAUGGCACCCUGUUGCAAACAGGAGGUGAUCUUGAUGGUGUUAAAAAAUUUAGAAAAUUUAGUCCGUGUAAAUUUUCCGAAUUUUGUGACUGGCAAGAACUCGAAAAUGUCGAAUUGUCGCAUGGCAGGUGGUACGCGACAAAUCAAAUAUUACCCGACGGUACGAUUAUUAUCGUCGGGGGACGAUCGAGUAGUAGUGUCGAAUUUUACCCGCCCCGGGAGACCGGCGCCGUGCUUUUCCCGUUUUUAGCACAGGCCGGUGAUAAUCAGAUGGAUAAUUUGUACCCGUAUGUACAUUUGUUACCGAACGGGCAUUUAUUUAUUUUCGCAAAUAAUAAAGCGGUGUUGUAUGAUUUUGUGAUAAAUAAUGUUGUGAAAGAGUAUCCGGAUCUAGAAGGAGGCCCGAGGAAUUACCCAUCCGCAGGCUCGUCCGCGAUGCUGGCACUCUCGGGGGACUAUUCCGCGGCUACUGUGGUGGUCUGCGGUGGUGCGCCUUAUGGUGCGUUUAUCGACAGGAGUACUGACACGCCAGCUCAUGGGAGCUGCGGCAGAAUUGACCCGACCCGACCCGACCCGGUUUGGGAGAUGGAGGAUAUGCCAUUUGGUAGGAUCAUGGGGGAUAUGGUUAUGUUACCAACUGGUGAGGUUAUGAUUAUUAAUGGUGCUCAAGCGGGUACGCAAGGGUUCGAUUUGGCUUCGAAUCCGUGUUUGUACCCGGUUUUGUACAGGCCCGAUCAGCCGCUGGGGCUCCGGUUCAUGACUCUCAACCCGGGCACGGUUCCAAGAAUGUACCACUCUACCGCGAAUUUGUUACCCGAUGGGAGAAUUUUGCUAGCCGGGAGUAAUCCGCAUUAUAUUUACAAAUUUGGAGUCGAGUUUCCUACCGAGUUGAGAAUUGAGGCCUUUUCGCCAGAAUAUUUAUCGCCUGACAGGGCGAAUCUGAGGCCAGAAAUAGUAGAGCUCCAAGAGACCGUUAAAUUUAGCGAAGUGUUUGAUAUGUUUGUGACCGUGCCACUGCCUGUUGUAGGACUUGUGGAAGUGAACAUUGCUAGCGCACCAUUUGCCACACAUUCGUUCUCGCAAGGGCAGAGGCUGGUUAAGUUGGCUGUGAGUAGCGCGAUACCGGAUGGCGAAGGCUUGUAUAGGAUCAGUUGUACGGCGCCACCAGACGGGAAGGUGGCGCCGCCGGGUUACUACAUGGUGUUUGCUGUUAACCAGGGUGUUCCCAGUGUGGCAAGGUGGGUUCAAGUAGUGUCAUGAAACUUUUUAUUUUUUAAAGAUUAUUGAAGAAAUUGACAGGAGUCACAAUGUCACAUGCAGACAUGCUUGACUUCUGUUAGACAAAAAUGUCUGUGCUGGGGGAUAGGGAUGUGAUAAUUUAUUAUUUGGAAAUUGUUCAUAUGUUUUAACGUUUCAGUGUAUGCUCCUUAAUUUGCAUAAUAAUUUUAAGUUUCGGGUCGA
Molecule: messenger RNA, 1949 nt
Organism: Daucus carota subsp. sativus
Lineage: Eukaryota; Viridiplantae; Streptophyta; Magnoliopsida; Apiales; Apiaceae
Product: aldehyde oxidase GLOX
Exons: 1
Coding region: 24-1748 (574 amino acids)
Source: RefSeq, a predicted model, not a curated record